CUUUACAAACCUAUUAUUUUCAUAUUUCAAAUCGUAUUUCAAAACAAAAUGCUGAAAUCUCACUUCGACAUCAGCCAGAGAAGCGAAGCUGAGGAGGAAGAAGAAGUAGAAGAAGAAGAAGAGGCGGUGAGGAGUGAGUCGAGCGUGUCGGAGGAAACUAAGAAAGUAACAGUUUUAAAGACGAAGCCAACAAUCGCUGAGAGAAAACUCAACAGGUCCGAAGUAAGUGUACGUCAAAGCCUGCUCGGAAAAACCGCGGAUGGUGAUGGUUACGCUUUCCUAAAAGCAACGUGUACGGGGAUGCGAUUAACCGACAUAAGGGCUAUCGCUUCAUUUAAACACUUACAAUUCGUUGAUUUAUCUGACAACUUCCUAACUACCGAAGCUCUUCAAGUAGUCACUAAAAUUCCCUUCCUGGUACUAAUACACGCCGAUAAAAACCAACUAGAAUCAGCCUACUUGAAGAAAUGUAAAUAUUUACAAGUUAUAAUUAUGAACAACAAUAGCAUAUCAUCACUUCACGAUGUUUAUCAUCCGGAAUUAAGUACAUUAGAAGUGGGUUACAAUGAGAUUGAAAAGAUCGACUUUAGAGACCGAAUGCCUACGCUCAGAUGUCUAGACUUUCGUCAUAAUCGAAUAUCAGAUAUAUCAAAGUUAAAUUUCCCCAACUUGGACAGUCUAUAUUUAGCUGGUAACAAGAUAACGAGUCUUGUAGGUAUUGAGAGUUUGAUCAAUUUACGUAUUCUCCACGUUCGUAAUAAUCCAAUCAAGUUAUUGAAUGGCUUUAAUGCUGACCAAACAAAACUGCAGUACAUCAAUCUACGAAACUGUAAGGUGACAACAAUGACCCAAGUCAAGAAAUUACAGUGUUUACCCGCACUAGAAAUUAUAGUACUCAAAGGCUGUCCUUUCAUGGGCGGGUCCGGAGAAGAGGGCAACGAAGUGGAAGAGGAUGAUAGUGAACUAAGAAUAGAGGUGUUAGCAGCAUUGCCACGGUUGAAGAGGCUUAAUAAAGGCAUAUUCACACCAGAAGAGAGAUCUGAAGCAAAAACUCUCAUGACACAAAUACUUGAGGAAGGUGAAAACGCACAUGAAGAAGGAAGCGAGGAAGUUCUUGAAGAAGAUUUAAAUGAUAUGUAAAAUAAAAAUAUAAAUAAAGA
Papilio machaon (common yellow swallowtail) is the source of this 1160-nucleotide messenger RNA. RefSeq names its product leucine-rich repeat-containing protein 23-like. NCBI's taxonomy places the organism in Eukaryota, Metazoa, Arthropoda, Insecta, Lepidoptera, Papilionidae. The coding region runs from base 49 to 1140 and encodes 363 amino acids. Gene Ontology annotation, molecular function: protein binding. The record is from RefSeq and is a predicted model, not a curated record. The transcript has 4 exons.